This is a messenger RNA of Sturnus vulgaris (Common starling), 727 nucleotides long. It is a transcript of the gene CCK, whose product is annotated as cholecystokinin. NCBI's taxonomy places the organism in Eukaryota, Metazoa, Chordata, Aves, Passeriformes, Sturnidae. Gene Ontology annotation, molecular function: neuropeptide hormone activity. The record is from RefSeq and is a predicted model, not a curated record. Gene Ontology annotation, biological process: digestion. Gene Ontology annotation, cellular component: extracellular region; axon.
CCUGCUUGGACACACACACGGGACUCACUGCUCCCAACUCGAGUGGGACCUUGGAAAAGCGCAGCGGAAAGCAAUGUACAGCGGGCUAUGCAUCUGCAUGUUCCUUGCCGUGCUCUCGGUGAGCUCCUUCGGACAGCAACCCCUGGGCUCGCACGAUGGGAAUCCUCUGCCUGCUGAGCUGGAGCAGAGCCCGACAGAACAUCAGCGGCACUCCCGUGCCCCGUCCUCUACCGGGCCCCUGAAAUCCCUGCCGCGGCUGGAUGCCAGCAGCGACCAAAGAGCCAACAUCGGCGCCUUGCUGGCCAAGUACCUCCAGCAAGCCAGAAAAGGUUCCACUGGAAGAUUCUCAAUUAUGGGAAACAGGGUACAGAGCUUUGAUCCUACUCACAGGAUAAAUGACAGAGACUACAUGGGCUGGAUGGAUUUUGGACGCCGCAGUGCUGAAGAAUAUGAGUAUUCUUCCUGAAGAACACCAAACUAUAGCAAAGGAGGAAAAAGAAAUCACACUCCCGUGUCUCUACAAAAAGAGAUAAAUCAAUUUGUUGUUCUCUUCAAAUCAGUGUUUUAAAGUAUUUAAAAUCACGUAUUUGACAUAAGUUUGCCUGUAAGACCAUAAAAUGCAAUAUAUACAUAUAAAGAAUUUUCCAGGAAAUGUUUUCUUUCUUUUGUGGUUUCUCAUACAUUGAUAUUAUAUUAAAAUGAUUUCACUUAUCCCUCCUUGUCCUGC